Messenger RNA from Spirodela intermedia, 1134 nucleotides. The record is from the annotation of a GenBank genome assembly. Lineage: Eukaryota; Viridiplantae; Streptophyta; Magnoliopsida; Alismatales; Araceae.
AUGACUGUGCCCGUGCCGCAGCGAGCUGCUGCUCAGCGACGGCGUGAAUCGGCGGCUACGACCGUCCCAGCUCGCUCGGGCCGCGCGCUGGGCAUAGCCAACUAUUUGGUCACCGUGGGUUUCGGGACCCCCAAGAAGGACAUUUCGGUGGUUUUCGACACCGGCAGCGACUUGACAUGGAUCCAAUGCGAACCUUGCGUCCGCUCGUGCUACCAGCAACAGGAGCCCAUAUUCGACCCCCGCCAGUCGUCAUCGUACAAGAACAUCAGCUGCAGUUCCGCCGACUGUUCGAGCCUGCAGUCGGCCACCGGGAACAAGCCCGGCUGCUCCGCGUCAAACUGCGUCUAUGCCGUCCAGUACGGCGACAGUUCAUAUUCCAUUGGCUUCUACGCCCACGAGACCAUCACAUUGAGAGACACCGAUGUUCUCUCCAACAUCAAGAUUGGAUGCGGCGAGAAUAACCAAGGCCUUUUUGGCCAGGCAGGGGGCCUACUCGGACUCGGACGGGACGCAGUGUCUCUUGUUUCCCAGGCUGCGGGCAAGUACGGCAAAGUCUUCUCUUACUGCCUGCCUUCAAAUCCGAGCUCCAAUGGUUACCUGACUAUGGGCUGGACCGUGCCAAUCUCCGGUGUCAAGUACACGCCGAUGCUGACCGACGUAAGCGCCCCUUCCUUCUACUUCCUCGACAUUGUCGGGAUAAGCGUAGGAGGCGAGCAGCUAUCCAUACCCGCGAGCACGUUCCAGACAGCGGGUACUCUCGUUGACUCCGGCACGGUCAUAAGCCGCUUUCCUCCGGCGGCCUAUGCUGCCCUCCGGUCGGCCUUCCGAGAGCAGAUGUCGAGAUAUCCGACCGCGCCGGCGCUCUCCCUACUGGAUACGUGCUACAAUUUCACCGGAUAUGACACGGUGUCCGUUCCGAAGGUAAUGCUGUUCUUCCGGGGUAACGUCCCUUUGGACAUCCAUGUCUCCGGGAUACUCUACGCGGCGAAGAUCUCGCAGAUGUGCCUGGCCUUUGCCGGCAAUGGUGACCCCUCUGACCUUGCUAUUCUCGGGAAUACUCAGCAAAAGACGUACCAAGUCAUCUACGAUACGGCGAAGGGAGCGAUCGGGUUUGGAGGUGGCGGCUGCAGCUGA